UUUUCUGAAAGGAGGGGAGGUUUUAUGGAAGGGCUGCUAUUAAAGGCAGAGAGCUGAGCUGGACACCAGACGGUUUAGGAAGAGUAGAUCCCACUGUGGAGGAGAGGAGAUCGUUCAGGAUGCCAGAGCCAGUCAAAAAACCAGAUCCAGCUGAAGCCCCUGCUGAAGCCCCUGCAGAACCCAGUGCAGAACCAGCACCAGUACCAGAACCAGCCCCUGAGACCCCUGCAGCUGAACCCCCAAAAGACGAGAUCGCUGCCCCGACACAAGAGGCUCCAGCAGCUGACGAUGGGCAGCCUCCAGACACCAGACAGGACCUGACCGGCCUUUUCACAGAGAAACCACAGUCUGGAGAAGUCACUGUAGGUGCAAACAUCACCUUUGUGGCUAAAGUGAAUGCGGAAUCGUUGCUGAAGAAACCCACCAUCAAAUGGUUCAAAGGGAAAUGGAUGGACCUGGCCAGCAAAUCAGGAAAACAUCUCCAGCUGAAGGAGACAUACGACCGCAACACCAAGGUUUACACAUUUGAGAUGCAAAUCAUUGCAGCUAAGGCUAACUUUGCCGGCGCUUACAGAUGCGAAGUUUCAUCCAGGGACAAAUUCGACAGCUGCAAUUUUGACCUGACUGUUCACGAGGCUUGUGCUGCAGCAGGUUUGGACAUAAGAUCAGCUUUUAGGCGCACUAGCACAGAUGGAAAUGAAGACUCAGGAGAACUGGACUUCAGUACCUUAUUGAAAAAGAGAGACAGUUUCUUAAAAUCCUCAAAUCGAGCUGUCCAGGUGACUUCAGAGCCUGACGUGGACGUGUGGAAUAUUCUGAGCCACGCUCCGGCCUCCGAGUACGAGAAGAUCGCCUUCCAGCAUGGCAUCACGGACCUCAGAGGUAUGCUCAAGAGGCUGAAGAAGAUGAAGAAAGAGGAGAAGAAGAGCGAAGCUUUUCUGAAGAAGUUGGAUCCUGCCUACCAAGUGACCAAAGGACAGAAAAUUAAACUAGGUGUUGAAGUCGCUAAUGAAAAUGUUGAAGUGAAGUGGCUGAAGAACGGACAGGAAAUUCAGCCGACUGGAAGCAAGUAUAUCUUUGAGAGCGUUGGAAACAUGCGUUACCUCACCAUCAACCACUGCUCACUGGCAGACGAUGCUACGUACACAUGUGUGGUGGGAGACGAGAAGUGCACCACUGAGCUCUUUGUCAAAGAGCCUCCGGUCACCAUUGUAAAGAACCUGGAGGAUCAGAUGGUCAUGAAGGGUGAGAGGGUGGAGUUAGAGUGUGAAGUCUCAGAGGAAGGAGCCAACGUGAAAUGGGAAAAGGACGGAGUGGAGUUGACAAGAGAUGAAUCCUUUAAGUAUCGCUUCAAGAAAGAUGGCUGCAAACAUGUUCUGAUCAUCAACGAGGCCACGAAGGAGGACUGCGGACACUACAAGGUUAAAACCAACGGCGGCGAGUCUGUGGCGGAACUCCUGGUGCAGGAGAAAGACCUGGAGGUCUACCAGAGCAUCGCAGACCUCACAGUGAAGGCGAAGGAUCAGGCUGUUUUUAAGUGUGAAGUGUCAGACGAGACUGUGAAAGGAACCUGGUACAAAAACGGAGUAGAAGUCAAACCUGAUGCCAGGAUUAAUAUCUCACAUAUCGGCAGGAUCCACAAACUGACCAUUGACGAGGUCAAACCUGAGGAUGAGGGAGACUACACCUUUGUCCCUGAUGGCUACGCCUUCAACCUCUCAGCCAAACUUAACUUCUUAGAGGUGAAGAUUGACUACGUGCCACGCCAAGACCCUCCUAAGAUCCACCUGGACUGCAUGGGUCGCACCACAGAGUCAACCAUCCUGGUGGUGGCUGGGAACAAAUUGCGCCUGGAUGUCCCCAUCACCGGAGACCCAGCUCCCACAGUGAUCUGGACCAAAGGAGAGAAGGUCCUCACUGAAGGAGACAGUAGGGUCCAUGUUGAAACCAGCAAGGGCCACUGUGUCUUCACCAUCGAGGGGGCUGAGAGGCAGGAUGAGGGAAUCUACUCGGUCGUGGUUCGAAACCCUGCAGGAGAAGACACAGCUGACGUCCACGUAAAAGUUGUCGAUGUUCCAGAUCCUCCCCAGACUCCCAGGAUCCUCAGCGUGGGUGAAGACUCCUGUGUAGUCGAGUGGGACCCCCCUGCAUUUGACGGUGGACAGCCAGUCAUUGGUUAUGUGCUGGAGAGAAAGAAGACAAAGAGCUACAGGUGGAUGAGAUUGAACUUUGACCCUUACCCUCAGACAACCUAUGAAGCCAAGAGGAUGAUUGAAGGAGUGCCGUACGAGAUGCGAGUGUACGCCGUCAACAGCAUCGGCAUGUCUCGCCACAGUCCUGCCUCUCAGCCUUUUGUGCCAGUCGCCCCUACAAGUGAGCCCAUCGGACUGUGCGUUGAUGACAUCAAUGACACCUCCAUCUCGCUGAAGUGGCGGCCGCCUGAGAGGAUCGGCGCCGCUGAACUCAAGGGUUAUGGGGUUGAGUACUGCAAGGAGGGCACGGAUGAAUGGAUACCCGUCAGUCAGGAUUUGACAGACCGGUUGUCAAUGAUUGUCAGAAAUCUUACCACCGGUGACAAGCUGCAGUUCCGUGUACGGGCCUACAACAUGGCAGGACCCAGCGCUCCUGCCACUCUGGCUCAGGCUGUCACCAUCAGAGAAAUAAUGCAGCGCCCAAAGAUUUGGCUCCCAAGAUACCUCCGCCAGACCCUCAUUAAGAAAGUUGGAGAUACUGUCAAUAUUGUGAUUCCUUUCCAGGGUAAGCCCAGGCCUAUAGUUACAUGGAGCAAAGACGGGGAGCCUCUCAGUCCCCAGUUCGCCAGCGUGAGGAAUAGUGAAACAGACACAAUCCUCUUCAUCCGUAAGACCGACAGAAAACACUCUGGGAAGUACGAACUCCAGGUGCAGAUUGAAAACGUGGAAGACAGAACGAACGUGACCCUUCAGGUUGUGGAUCUGCCUGGGCCUCCUGAAGCCCUGAAGAUCAUAGACAUCUGGGGCUUCAAUGUGGCUUUGGAGUGGAAGCCGCCCAAGGACAACGGCAACUGUGACAUAACGGGUUACACCAUCCAGAAAGCCGACAAGAAGACCAUGGAAUGGUUUACCGUCUAUGAACUGUACAGACGAACCAACUGUGUGGUGUCGGACCUCAUCAUGGGGAAUGAGUACGUCUUCCGUGUCUUUGCCACAAACCUUGUGGGUCUGAGCCCAGAUCCUUGCAACACGAAAGACAGCGCUUACAUCCAGAAAACAGGUAUUGCGUACAAGCCACCGAGCUACAAGGACCACGAUUUCUCGAGGGCUCCUAAGUUCACGCACCCUUUAGUGAAUCGAUCCGUCAUAGCAGGAUAUAACGCCACGCUCAGCUGCUCAGUCAGGGGCAUCCCAAAGCCUAAAGUGACCUGGUACAAAAACAAGAUGGACAUCUCGCAUGAAGCCAAGUACCGGAUGCUCAGUAAAGAAGGUGUUCUGACGCUGGAGAUCCGUAAGCCGUGUCCGUUCGAUGGAGGAGUUUACAUGUGCAAAGCAGUCAACGACAGCGGAGAGGACACUGUGGAGUGUAAACUGGAGGUUCGCCCUCAAAUCCCAAAAGAAGAGAAGAAGUAAGAGCUAAGGAGGAGACGCCGAGUGUUUGACUGAAGAACAGAUCGAUUUGUCUUUAGCGUGUCCUGCAUGUCGACGGUUUGGAGUCAUUAGAAGUGUCCUGGCCUGCCUGACUACCUGUGUUUAGCUUGUGUUAGAGUUUUGUUUUGCACUUCUCUCUUCUCUCUUCAGCAUUGAUUAGGAUUAAAUGCACACUAUUGUUCCCGAAAAUGAGAGUAUCCUGAAAUUUGACAGGUGUCAGAUGUAAACAGCAUAUUCUGUUUUAGCUUUUUUUCUGAUUAAGCCACAUGGCAUCUGCUGAUAUUAUUAUUCUAGUUUAAUGAGGAUUCUAUGGACAUCUACACAAUACAUUCAGAAAAUUCAUCUCAUUUUACUGCAGAUUUCAACACACUGCACCUAUCAGCCAUACAUUAAGUCCAACAUUCUCUCUGAUAUUUUCAAGAAAAUGAAAAACAUAUUACAGCUAAAAUUUGCUUAGAAGUCUUAUUUCUGUCUUUGUGCAUAAGAAAUCAAUA
Sphaeramia orbicularis (orbiculate cardinalfish) is the source of this 4117-nucleotide messenger RNA. It is a transcript of the gene mybpc3, whose product is annotated as myosin binding protein C3. The transcript has 31 exons. The record is from RefSeq and is a predicted model, not a curated record. Gene Ontology annotation, molecular function: myosin heavy chain binding. Gene Ontology annotation, biological process: ventricular cardiac muscle tissue morphogenesis; sarcomere organization. Gene Ontology annotation, cellular component: M band. Lineage: Eukaryota; Metazoa; Chordata; Actinopteri; Kurtiformes; Apogonidae. The coding region runs from base 120 to 3605 and encodes 1161 amino acids.